This is a messenger RNA of Phoenix dactylifera (date palm), 2874 nucleotides long. RefSeq names its product Glucose-methanol-choline (GMC) oxidoreductase family protein. The record is from RefSeq and is a predicted model, not a curated record. NCBI's taxonomy places the organism in Eukaryota, Viridiplantae, Streptophyta, Magnoliopsida, Arecales, Arecaceae. Gene Ontology annotation, molecular function: flavin adenine dinucleotide binding; oxidoreductase activity, acting on CH-OH group of donors.
GAAUCAUAUUCCUAGGAGGGACCAAACGAGCCCUUAGAUCAUUUGCAUGGGUUCCCUUUAUAAAUGGUAAGAUUAACUAUUUUCAAAGUCAGCAUACCGUAAAAUUGAAGGAUUGAAGGUCGAUUUGUCAGAUGAAGUCAGAUUAACCUGCCAAGUAUCAAAGCAAUGACCUAUUCAGAGAAAAUGUAUCCAACAUAUGCUGGGAAAAAUAAUAAAUAUGAGAUAAGCGUUUUUUACUCAAAUAUUUGAAUUCAGAUUAAGUUUUAGGUCCGAUCAUAUUACGGUCCUUCAUCAUAUUUUUGUGCCCAGCUGGCUCGCUUACCGUUAGACUCGAAGUAGACUUCAACGAACCACGCCCAGUAGGUGCUGGAGGAACAAUUGUGGAAUAAACUCCAGGAAUAUUUGAAAAAGAAAGCCUAAUUGCAGCUCUCGAGUCUCGACCUCACGGCAAUUUGGUUCAAGUCACCUGCGGGCCGCCGUUUAACUUCUUUUAGCAUGCCAACGAUUACUCCAAAGUGAGCCUAUUUUUGUCAUUCGCGGUUGUUUACACGCUUCUUGGGCUGGACAAGGUUGAGUGCGAAAUUUUGCGGCGCUACACGAACCCCCAAACCCAAAGCCCGCUGGACCAUCUCUCUCUCUCUCUCUCUCUCCCUCUCUCUCCCAACAGAAUUCCAUCCAAACUCCCACCCAUUUCCCACUCCAUCCCCCCAUCUACUCCCAAAAGAGACCCCAAUGCCCCCCGGCCUACGCCCCCGCGUCCUUCCUUUCAAGAAAAUGGCCAUGAAACCCUCCCCAUCUCCCUGCCUUCCCACCCAAUUCCUUCUUUUCCUCCUCCUCCUCCUCCUCCCCUCUCGGGGCGAAGCCUCUCCGCAGCAAGGGCCGACGAGCUACGCCCGUUUCACAUUCGACGCCACCAUGUUCCCGACGGAGGCCGACUACGACUACAUCGUUGUGGGCGGCGGAACCGCCGGGUGCCCCCUCGCCGCCACACUCUCGGAAGGCCACCGCGUCCUCCUCCUCGAGCGCGGCGGCGCUCCCCAGGAGUUCCCUUCACUAAUGAACCAAGAAGGAUUCCUCCGGACCCUGGUGGAAACCGACGCCUCCGACUCCCCUUCCCACGCCUUCACCUCCGAGGACGGCGUCCCCAACGCCCGCGGCCGCGUCCUCGGCGGCAGCAGCGCCAUCAACGCCGGCUUCUACAGCCGCGCCCACCGAGGCUUCUUCGAGAACUCCCCCGCCCACGACUGGAACAUGGCGCUGGUAAACAAGUCCUACGAGUGGGUGGAGCGGGCGGUGACGUUCCAGCCGGUGCUCCGGAGCUGGCAGUCAGCCAUCCGCGACGGGCUCCUGGAGGCCAACGUCACGCCGUACAAUGGCUUCACCGUUCACCACGUCGCCGGCACCAAGAUCGGCGCCUCCACCUUCGACUCCUCCGGCCGCCGCCACAGCGCCGCCGAUCUCCUCAGCUUCGCCAACCCUGACAAUAUCCGGGUGGCCCUCCGUGCCAGCGUCGAUCGGAUCUUGCUCAGCUCCCCUCACCCCGGCUCCCGGCGGCGGAACCAGCACGCGGCGAUCGGGGUGGUGUACCGGGACCGGUUCGGAAGACAGCAUCACGCGAUGACGCGGCCCGGCGGGGAGGUGAUCCUGUGCGCUGGGGCGCUGGGGAGCCCCCAGCUGCUGCUUCUAAGCGGGGUGGGGCCCCGGGCCUACCUCGCCUCGUGGGGGAUCCCCGUGGCCCUCCACAACCCUGACGUGGGCAACUGCCUCUACGACAAUCCCCGCAACGGCAUCUCCAUCAUCCCCUCCGUCCCGCUCGACCACUCCCUCAUCCAGGUGGUGGGCAUCCCCGAGUCCGACGCCGCCGACGCCUCCUUCCUGGAGGCCGCCUCCAACGUCGUCCCCUUCUUCCCCCCCUCCCGCUCCGUCUUCCUCCACGACCCGGCCUCCCCGCUCUACGUCACCGUCGCCACCCUCAUGGAGAAGGUCCCCGGCCCCUUCUCCGCGGGAUCCCUCCGCCUCGCCUCCCUCGACGUGCGGGAUAACCCCCUCGUCCGUUUCAACUACUUCUCCAGCCCGGAGGACCUGGCCCGGUGCGUGGCUGGGGUGCGGAGGCUCGGGGACGUCCUGGGGUCCCGCUCCAUGGAAGAGUUCCGCCGGGUGGGCUGGUGGGGGAGGCGGGAGUUCAGGUUCGUGGGCCCCGGGCUGCCGGCGAACCGGUCCGACGAGGCGGCGGUGGCCGAGUUCUGCCGGCGGACGGUGAGCACGUUAUGGCACUACCACGGGGGUUGCGUCGUGGGGAAGGUGGUGGACGGGGAGUACCGGGUGACGGGUGUUGGCUCCCUCCGGGUGGUGGACGGUUCCACCUUCUCCGUCUCCCCCGGGACCAACCCCCAGGCCACCCUCAUGAUGAUGGGCCGGUAUAUGGGGCGCAAGAUGAUCGAGGAGAGGAGAAGUAGGAGGAGGAGGAGGAAAGCAUCAUCGUUGGCGCCUCAUGCCUGAAAAGUGCCAGCCUCAACCGCGUUCCGGUCUCUGCUGCCUGUUGUAUUGUAUUGUGUUGUACCCUGCUCUCGGUCUUUCUUCCCUAUCCCUCUCAGGGGCGGUACAAAAGAAUCCUCCUUGGAUUCCAUUCAGGUGUUUGUUUUUCACCAAAUUUUUCUUUUAAUACUCCACGCUAACAAGGAGAGGGAGGGGGAGAGAGAGAGAGAGAGAGAGAGAGAGACGGUAAUCACAUUUCCAAAUUGCAGAAUGUAAAAUGUUAAAAGUUGCAGCGACCUUCAGCUGCCAACUACUUUCCUGACCUUCAGUUACCAACUACUUUCUGAGCAAUCACAUGUUAAGCUCUGCAAUUACAAUAUACUUUUUGGUGCGGUACCA